Erpetoichthys calabaricus (reedfish) is the source of this 2192-nucleotide messenger RNA. RefSeq names its product ring finger protein 2 (gene rnf2). The transcript is spliced from 7 exons. Gene Ontology annotation, cellular component: ubiquitin ligase complex; PcG protein complex. Gene Ontology annotation, molecular function: chromatin binding; ubiquitin protein ligase activity. The coding region runs from base 82 to 1092 and encodes 336 amino acids. NCBI's taxonomy places the organism in Eukaryota, Metazoa, Chordata, Cladistia, Polypteriformes, Polypteridae. The record is from RefSeq and is a predicted model, not a curated record.
UCGCCAUAUUGCGAUUGCAGUGUUCAGGGACGCUUUUAUGAAGUGCCGUGGAUACAAAUAGACAAACUCAUUUUUGAAAUUAUGACUCAGACUGUGCAGUCUAAUGGGAUCCAGCCUCUAAGUAAGACGUGGGAACUCAGUUUAUAUGAGUUACAAAGGACGCCCCAGGAAGCCAUUACAGAUGGAUUGGAAAUUGCAGUGUCUCCUAGAAGCUUGCACAGUGAGCUGAUGUGUCCCAUUUGCCUGGAUAUGUUAAAAAAUACCAUGACCACAAAAGAGUGCUUGCACCGUUUCUGUGCUGACUGUAUCAUCACAGCUUUGCGAAGCGGAAAUAAGGAGUGUCCAACAUGUCGAAAAAAGUUGGUUUCAAAGCGAUCUCUGAGGCCUGAUCCAAAUUUUGAUGCUCUAAUAAGUAAGAUUUAUCCAAGUCGGGAUGAGUAUGAGGCCCAUCAAGAACGUGUCCUGGCACGUAUCAGCAAACACAACAACCAGCAAGCUCUGAGUCACAGCAUCGAAGAGGGCCUGAAAAUACAGGCUAUGAACCGACUGCAGAGAGGUAAGAAGCACCAGAUUGAAAAUGGAAGUGGUGCAGAAGAUAAUGGUGACAGUUCUCACUGUAGUAAUGCCUCAGUGCACAGCAACCAGGAAGCAGGACCCAGUAUUAAAAGAACCAAGACUUCAGACGACUCUGGCCUUGACAUGGACAACACCACAGAAAACGGAAAUGGAGAUAUGGCACUUGAUGGAGCUAGUGAAAUUGAACUAGUAUUUCGGCCUCAUCCAACACUAAUGGAGAAAGAUGAUACUGCACAGACCAGGUACAUUAAGACAUCUGGGAAUGCCACAGUAGACCAUCUUUCGAAAUACUUGGCAGUCCGUCUUGCUCUUGAAGAACUGCGAAAAAAUGGAGAUGCUAAUCCCAUCAAUAUGGAUGCUGCAAGUGAGAAACAAUACACAAUCUACAUUCCCACUUCCAGCGGCCAAUUUACGGUACUCAAUGGUUCUUUCUCACUGGAGCUGGUCAGUGAAAAAUACUGGAAGGUUAACAAACCUAUGGAGCUGUACUUCGCACCAACUAAAGAGCACAAAUAGAGGAAAGACAUCCAAAUGUGAACUGAGAACUCUCUUCUGUACCCUUACAGUGUGUCUGUUUGGAUUUACCUGGUUCCAGAAAGCACUCUUUCCUGGAUGAAGUGUUGCUGCUUUUUUAAAUAUACAAGCUUGAGGGGGUUAAUUUGUAUUUUGGAGCUUCACAGACAUCCUUGGCAGAAAUAAUUUCUAAAAAGUGGGUUUCUUGCCUAUAAAUACAUGCUGAUAAUCUGUACAGUUCUUAAGAGGCUUUGCUGAAAGGAUUCAUUUAUUCUGAUAUUCCUCUGUUCCCCCCCACCCCACCCCCGGAACCCUGUUGUUGUUUAGACCUGCAAAACUCCCAAGAAAAGUUUUACUAUGGAAAUGGUGGAACAUUUUUCAUUUUGUCAGCUUCCUUUUAAUAAUACAGAAUCAAAAGGACUAAAGCAGUUGUUAGCUUUUUGAUGUUUUUAUUGAUUGUAUAUAAUGGACUAAAGCCUCAUUUGUCACUUCCUUCCGCCUAUACAGUAAGAAGGCAGCUAAAUGAUAAGACAUUUGUCAGUGUCUUACUCAAAAUGUGAAAAUCCCUGCUAAUUGUGGAGUAGAAAAAUUUCUUCUUUUGAUUUUGAGAAGAAUACAUUCAUAUAGAACUAUCUAAUUGUUAAUGAUUAAAAUAAAGAUAGAGCUUAUGAUAAACAUAGGUGUGUUAAGAGGGAGAGAGGAUGCUCUAAUAUAAUGUAAAUGCAUCUGUGGCUCCUCAUUUUGUUUCUGUGGACUCACUGGGGCUGCAGGUAUUCAUUGCAGCCAGUUAAAUAAUUUUCAGCGGAAUUAUCAUUUAAUUGAAUCACUUUUUUCUCCUGUCAUUCCUCUCUAUUAUUUACUGCUAAUGUACAGUAUGUUUUAGAUUUAUGAGAAUGUUUUAAUGUUUUGUGAGCCAAAGCCAAGUAAUAUCUGACCAUAAUAAGUAAUAGAUAAUAAAAAAAAAACUAAAUAUUUUAUUCUAAGAACUCCAAAGCCUGAUGCAAAUGUUAUCAGGGUAACUCAGCUGGGCUUGGCCUGCUUGUUUGUUUUAGACUGAAGAGCAAUUAAUGGCUCAGAAUUAUACAAUACAACUAAAAUUAAAA